AGUAUCCGGUAUGAUGACUAUUACUGGAAGAAUAGUUGUGAGCAGCUGUGUCAGAAACAUGAGAGUCGGGCAUGUAACGUCCAGGCCUGCUCCAUCCACUGUCAGCUCACUGAUUGGUCCAACUGGUCCAUGUGCUCACCUUGUGCUAAAAAAAUGGCAAGUGAAAGAAUAUACACACACAGAGACACACAGACAGAAAUCUACGCACACACUUCCCCCCGUCUGUCUCUGUCUCUGACUAGUUUUCUGAUGUUGUAGUUAAGGACUCGGUCACUGCUAAGGCCUUCCCAGUUUGGAGGCGUGGAGUGCGAUGCUGUUCUGACACAAGAAAGAGUGUGUUACCCAUCAACCGAGUGCAAGAUGAAAACACUCAACUGCAAAGAGUUUCAGUGUGACAAUGGUAAACAGUCACAUAUUCACCUCCAUAUACAGUAUAGACAAAAUAUUGCAUGUGCACAUUUAAACAAAACUCUGCUCAUGUACAUUUCCCCUUGUCGCAGGUCGCUGUAUCAGCUCCAAACUAACAUGCAAUAAACAGAAUGACUGUGGGGACAACUCGGACGAGAAGAACUGUGAUGAAUUCAAAACAGUGUGUCCUUCUGAGAAGAGAGUGUUCCCUGGAGCUGACCUCAUAGGAAACGGGUAGGUCAAAGGCCAGCGUAAGACAUUGCCUGGAGCAAUGGUCAAUGUCACAGAUGUUUAGCAGUAGUCAGUGGCAUAAAAACAGAACAGGACUGCUUCAUGUAAUUUCUUGAUACCGCUGCAAACACUCAACGUAUCCUGUGAUUUUAAGAAAAGUAACGUAACUCUAGGGUUAAUGCUGCUGGCUUGUGUUACUUUCCUGUUUCAGGUUUGAUGCCAUGGCAGAGGAAAUGAGGGGGGCGGUACUGGAUAACAUGUUCAUGGGGGACACCUGCAAUCUGAACAAGAGCAGAGGCAGCAACUACAGGCUGUACUACCGCGUCCCAGCCAAUGUAGAAAGCGUUGAGAUCAAGGUACAGUACUACUGCAUAGAGAUCUCAUCUUAUUCUAUUUCCCCAUGUUUGACUGGCCUGGGAUCAGAUCUAGCUGUGGUUCUGCUUCUACAGGUCGAGAUCCCAGAUGACUUUAAACAGGAACCACAGCCAGUCUACAGUGAGACCGUCAACCUGGCCUCCCCACCAGUCCCAAUCAGCAGUUCUACCUCCUACAGAGACUCUGAUUUCAUCUUGGGUCCCCUUCUUCUUCUUUGGUUCCAGAAACCAACCAAUCCAACACACGCUCCUUCAAGCAGGCUGUUUCAGCUUCAAAGAAGACGGCAAGCUGCAUCUCUAUGCACUCUCACAUAUUCACAGUCACUUACAGGCAUGCAGGUAGCUUAGUGGUUAAGAACGUAAUGCCAGUAACCAAAAGGUCGCUGGUUCUAAUCUAAGUGAAAAUAUCCUGCAGGACUCCCAGUUCUUCCGAGUGCACCAGGUGUUACCUGUAUCCAGAUUCAGGAUGAAGGAUUCAGAUCUGUACCUGGCAGAGCCCUUCUUACAGUUUCUGACCAGCCUGCCUCUGGAGUACAACUACGCCCUCUACAGGGAGAUCUUCAAGCACUUUGGGACCCACUACUUCGCCUCCGGGACCUUAGGGGGGCACUAUAAUCUGCUUUACCAAUACAGCAGACUGGAGCUCAAGAACAAUGGUACGAGAGCACAACCUAGUGGUCAAGAGGAGGCACAGUACCCACUGCUAUUACUGUACAUUGUUCUCUCUAAUUUCCUAAAUGGUCUAUUUGUUUGUGUUUCAUUGUCACAGGUUUAACAGAAGAGUAUACCAAAGGAUGCCUAACGUCUGAGUCAAGCAGGGUUAUAAUAAUUUACGCAUCAAGUUCAAGUGUUAAAAGAUGCUCUGACAAUACAAUGACUGAAAAACAUGAAGGUUGGUUUUUCUAAUUACCGGUAUAUACAAAUUGAAGUCAUCUUGACUUUUCACUUGUUCGGUUUCAUUAAGUAUCUCUCUCAAUAGUUUUGUUGAGAACUGGCUAUUCACCAUUUACUGUUACAUCUGUGUUGGUCAGGCUCUUUCGUGCAGUCGUCAGAAAAGUCUUUCUCCGUGGUGCGUGGAGGCAGGACCGGAGAGGCUGCAGCCCUGGCCUGGGAGAAGAAACCACUUGGUGACAGCACCACUUAUAAGAACUGGGCCCAUUCCCUCAUAGACAACCCUGCUGUGGUGGAAUAUGAGGUCAGAACUCACUCCAUGGAAUAUAAUGAAAUAGGAUGGAAACAAUUAAUCCAGUUAAUUAAUUGGUUGUUUGUGUAUGAUUAGUUGUGAUAUAGUGAAUCCAUACCAUGUUUUUUUAGAUAUUUUCUGUUUAUGACAGCACUUUCCUAAGACAAAAAACAUGUCACUUCCUGUGUGAAAUUGGUCUCCUUCCUAUCUGUCUCCAGCUGUUGCCCAUCAUCAAUCUGGUCAAGGGGAUCCCAUGUGCUGCCACUAAGAGAAGGCACCUGACCAGAGCUCUGGUGGAGUACCUGGAGGACUUUGACUCCUGCAAGUGUGCCCCCUGCCCUAACAAUGCCCGUGCCGUCCUCUCUGGCACAGACUGCCAGUGCAUCUGCCAGACGGGCACAUACGGGCCCAACUGUGAGCAACGGGCGAAAGACUACACCUCAGGUACACAGCAGCACCCACUCACUCACUGAUAUACUGUUGGUAUAUCUGUUUUUUAUACAGGAUGAGGAUUAUGUAUAGUCCCUGUUGUGUCAUUUGUCAGUGCUCAGUAUGUUUGACUGACACCAGACACUGCUGAAUGUGGUUUGACUCCUGGUGAGUAGUACACACCAAACAGUGCUGAAUGUGGUUUGGCUUCUGGUCUGUAAACACCAGGCAGGUCUGAGUGUGGCUUGUUGUGUGGUUUCCUCAGAGGCAGUAGAUGGUUACUGGAGCUGCUGGGGGGCAUGGAGUGCCUGUGAUGCAUCCAUGAAGAGACAUCGUACCAGAGAGUGCAACAACCCUGCUCCUCUGAGGGGGGGCAAACUCUGCCAGGGACCGGUCAGACAGGAGGAGGGAUGCUUCAUCUCCAUCUUCCAAGAGUAAGAGAGACUGACAUGUUUAAGCCUUGAGACAAUUGAGACAUGGAUUGUGUAUGUGUGCCAUUCUGAGGGUGAAUGGACAAAACAAAAUAUUUAAGUGCCUUUGAACGGGGUAUGGUAGUAGGUGCCAGGUGCACCGGUUUGUGUCAAGAACUGCAACGCUGCUGGGUUUUUCACGCUCAACAGUUUCCGGUGUGGAUCAACAAUGGUCCACCACCCAAAGGACAUCCAGCCAACUUGACAACUGUGGGAAGCAUUGGAGUCAACAUGGGCCAGCAUCCCUGUGGAACGCUUUCAACACUUUCUAGAGUCCAUGCCCCAAUGAAUUGAGGCUGUUCUGAGUGCAAAAAGGCGGGGUGCAACUCAAUAUUAGGAAGGUGUUCCUAAUGUUUGGUGUCUCAGUGUAUAUUGAAAACAGGUGUGGUUCCAGAGUUCAUUAAUACACUUUAUGUUGGUGCUUCCUUUAUUUUGUCAGUUACCUGUACAUACCACACCAAAAAAUAGAAUCGUUCAGGAAGAGAGUUGGUCUUCUACCUAAAAACGUACUGUUAAUUUAUAUGCCUGAGUGUAUUUCUGAUUUUCUGUUUGUGUGUCUUUUCUCCGCAGGCAAAAUGUAUGUGUUAAUGAUGAUGACUUUGCCACAGAGGGGCGGGCGGAGGGCUUGCCUCCCGGCGUAGAGGGCUGUCCAAGACCCAAGAGUCCUGCCAACAGUCACCUCAGGGUAGACCCAAGCUAACAACGCUAACUGCUAACAGAGCUAACAGAGACAGAGCUUACUAAAGAUCUCUGAAAGAGUGAUAUUUCCAAAGGCUCUGGGCCAGCUCUCAGUGAUGUCACAGUCUUAGUGACCUUUACCUGUUUAUACUCUUAUUACCAUCUUCUUCUUCAUUCAUUCAUUCAUUCAGUCUCUCUCUCUCUCUCUCUCUCUCUCUCUCUCUCUCUCUCUCUCUCUCUCUCUCUCUCUCUCUCUCUCUCUCUCUCUCUCUCUCUCUCAGGGGCUUUAUUGGCAAUGUAAACAAUUACAUUGCCAAAGAAAGUGAAAUAAACAAUCAUAAAUUAACAGUAAACAUUACACACACAAACGUUUUCAAAGAAACGUUUGACAUGUUAUAUUAUUAACUACAGUGUUGUAACAAUGUGCAAAUCGUUUUGUUUUCUUUUUUUUAGUUUUUUUUUUAGGGGGUAGAUCAACUUAAUAUUGCAGAUAGAUUGUAACUUCCAUCAAUGUAAUUGUCUGCAUCACUUCCAAUCCCCCAUAUGUUUUUUUCCCUCGCAAAUAUAUACAGUGGGGAGAACAAGUAUUUGAUACACUGCCGAUUUUGCAGGUUUUCCUACUUACAACGCAUGUAGAGGUCUGUAAUUUGUAUUAUAGGUACACUUCAACUGUGAGGUACACUUCAACUAAAACAAAAAUCUAGAAAAUCACAUUGUAUGAUUUUUAAGUAAUUAAUUUGCAUGUUAUUGCAUGACAUAAGUAUUUGAUACAUCAGAAAAGCAGAACUUAAUAUUUGGUACAGAAACCUUUGUUUGCAAUUACAGAGAUCAUAAGUUUCCUGUAGGUCUUGACCAGGUUUGCACACACUGCAGCAGGGAUUUUGGCCCAAUCCUCCAUACAGACCUUCUCCAGAUCCUUCAGGUUUCAGGGGCUGUCGCUGGGCAAUACGGACUUUCAGCUCCCUCCAAAUAUUUUCUAUUGGGUUCAGGUCUGGAGACUGGCUAGGCCACUCCAGGACCUUGAGAUGCUUCUUACGGAGCCACUCCUUAGUUGCCCUGGCUGUGUGUUUUGGGUCGUUGUCAUGCUGGAAGACCCAGCCACGACCCAUCUUCAAUGCUCUUACUGAGGGAAGGAGGUUGUUGGCCAAGAUCUCGCGAUACAUAGCCCCAUCCAUCCUCCCCUCAAUACGGUGCAAUCGUCCUGUCCCCUUUGCAGAAAAGCAUCCCCAAAGAAUGAUGGUUUCACCUCCAUGCUUCACGGUUGGGAUGGUGUUCUUGGGGUUGUACUCAUCCUUCUUCUUCCUCCAAACACGGCGAGUGGAGUUUAGACCAAAAAGCUCUAUUUUUGUCUCAUCAGACCACAUGACCUUCUCCCAUUCCUCCUCUGGAUCAUCCAGAUGGUCAUUGGCAAACUUCAGACGGGCCUGGACAUGCGCUGGCUUGAGGAGGGGGACCUUGCGUGCGCUGCAGGAUUUUAAUCCAUGACGGCGUAGUGUGUUACUAAUGGUUUUCUUUGAGACUGUGGUCCCAGCUCUCUUCAGGUCAUUGACCAGGUCCUGCCGUUAGUUCUGGGCUGAUCCCUCACCUUCCUCAUGAUCAUUGAUGCCCCACGAGGUGAGAUCUUGCAUGGAGCCCCAGACCGAGGGUGAUUGACCGUCAUCUUGAACUUCUUCCAUUUUCUAAUAAUUGCGCCAACAGUUGUUGCCUUCUCACCAAGCUGCUUGCCUAUUGUCCUGUAGCCCAUCCCAGCAUUGUGCAGGUCUACAAUUUUAUCCCUGAUGUCCUUACACAGCUCUCUGGUCUUGGCCAUUGUGGAGAGGUUGGAGUCUGUUUGAUUGAGUGUGUGGACAGGUGUCUUUUAUACAGGUAACGAGUUCAAACAGGUGCAGUUAAUACAGGUAAUGAGUGGAGAACAGGAGGGCUUCUUAAAGAAAAACUAACAGGUCUGUGAGAGCCGGAAAACUUACUGGUUGGUAGGUGAUCAAAUACUUAUGUCAUGCAAUAAAAUGCCAAUUAAUUACUUAAAAAUCAUACAAUGUGAUUUUCUAGAUUCCGUCUCCCACAGUUGAAGUGUACCUAUGAUAAAAAUUACAGACCUCUACAUGCUUUGUAAGUAGGAAAACCUGCAAAAUCGGCAGUGUAUCAAAUACUUGUUCUCCCCAUAUAUAUAUACAUAUACACAUACACGUACAUAUACAUACACAUAUACAUAUCCUUUAAAAAAAUAUAUAUUUUCCUUUAUUACUUUCCAACCCCUUCCCUAAUUGGAGUAAAAUAGCUUUUUUAAUUUUGUGUCAGUCACUGUGAUCAGAUAUUCUGCCACUGUGUACUCUCUGUUUAGGGACAGAUGGCAUUCCAAUGUGUUCAGUUUUUGAAGUUAAUUCUUUCCCUCAUGAUUUGGUUGGGUCCAAUUAUCCGGGGGCUCUGUGGGGUCUGUUUGGGUUUUUGAACAGAGCCCCAGAACCAGCUGGCUGAGGGGCCUCUUCUCUACGUUCAUCUCUCUGCAGAUUUUAUGAUGGAAGGUUUUCUCUCUCUCUCUCUCUCUCUCUCUCUCUCUCUCUCUCUCUCUCUCUCUCUUUCUCUCUGUGUGUUCUCUAUGUCAGAAAAAUAAGCGUUACUAUGAGUUUGGCGACAUGGAAGAGUUCCUGUGCUUCACAGGGUUUGAAAUGGAAGGUUACCAGUUAAUCAACUGUCGCCCUGACGGGACCUGGACCCCACCCACAGGGAUGUGCAUCAGUAAGUCUGUCCUCUUAGGAACAAUCCAUGCAUAGAAUGCGGGUGGAAGGCAUAACACUCUCUCCAUACAAAACCUCUGGACUUUGGAAUCCAUGUUUUGCCAAUUCAAUAGCAUCUUUUUUUUUUCUUCAUGUCAAACCAGUCUUGUUGAGUAUUUGUCCUGCAUCUUAGGGAAGGUGUGCUCCCCGCCUGCCGUGCCUGAGGGUAUGACUCUGUACCCCUCCAAGGAGGAGUACAGGGUGGGCCACUCCGUGGGAUUCGACUGCACUGAGAGAGGCAUGGCACCGUCAGAACGGGGCUUUUACACCUGUGCCAAGAGUCUAACCUGGGAGCCUCCACUUCCUAAAGACCUGCACUGCAAAAUAGGUAGAGACUGUCUCAAAGGGUCUUUGAAGAAACAUUAGAGGGAUGUUGGUGAAACUUGGCAUCCUUUUUAAGUCCUCAUAGAGUUUAUCGACAAUCAAGUGGAGAUCACAUGAUUGACAAUAGGAUUCAAUUACGUAAUUGGAUGUUUGUCCUGUCAAUGUGUCUGUCCAGAUAAGCCAUUUGUUCCUGACAAUCAAUGUGGGAGAGGAGAGAGACACGAUGGAUCCAAAUGUAUCUGCGUGGCACGUGAGACAUGCCUGUGAGCACUUUUACCUAUCAAUCUUCAUUAAGUCAUGAAUAAUUAAAUAUGAAUUGACUUUUAAUUGCCUUUUAAUGUUAGCUAGUCACGUGCAUCUGAAGGCCACCGUAAUCAUUUGGUUCCCGAAUCAGUCUGUUCAUCUAGAUUUGUCCUCUCCUUGGAUUCACUAAUGGUUUCCAUAUCUUUGUGUGUGUGUAUUGCAGCCCAUACAAAACUGAGUUCUGCAUCUUCAAUGCUGAAGUUGACAGGGCUGUGAUGAUGUCUUACUGUGGUUUCCACUCGGGCCGUUGCCAUGGUGACCAGCUCUUCUUCAUGAAUGUGGGCCCAUGUAACGAGGAUGUGGUCAGCCUGGACUGGGCCAAGUUCAGGGUCAACAUGGCUGGCAAGAGCUCAGUCCAGGAGCCCUGCGACUCUGACACCUGCUACGAGUGGGAGCGCUGCACCGGUAUGACUGACUGGCCACAGAUUCCCUCUCAGAUUUAGAUAGCACUUGACCACUUCAGCUGAAAUAACCUAAUCUGCAAAAAGUUAACAAGUUUACAUGCAAUACAAUGAAUUAUGUUUAAAGGAUAAAUGUGUUUAUAGGGUUUCAACAUAGCAAAAUCAUUUCAUAUAACUGUGCUCUUUCCCUUUUGUCUUUGUUCACUCAGAGUCCAAACUAUGUCUGUGUAAAAUUCCCCACGACUGUCCUAAGGAGGGAGAACACAUGUUCUGUGUGAAGAUGCUGAAGACCAAGAGCAAGAGGAGUAUGACUCUGUGUUCCAUGGCUAGCAUCAAGUGUAGAAAGAUGGAGUUUGAGAUUCUCAACGAAGGCCCGUGUGAAGAGUCCACAUAAUCAGGUCCUACUGUAUCUUUCCUAUUCCUAUAUUAAAGCACCCUCUCCCUCUCCAUUAUAUCAUAGAGCACAAUUUAACUGGGAAGACUGAUGUUCAGAAGGAGCUGAUUUUUGUCCCAUUUCAAUUGCAGCUUUGUUCAACUUCAUUUGUUAAAGAAUGUAGCUUGUAGUUAACUUCUUUUCAGGUUAUUUUGUAUUUGUAUUUGUGUCUUUUUUAUGUCGUUUUUGGACUAUUUGCUUAUGUGUUGUUAUGAAAUCAAUUAUAUUUUGUCAAUAUUAUUUUAUUUACAACAACUUGCAACUACAGAUA
Molecule: messenger RNA, 8279 nt
Organism: Coregonus sp. 'balchen'
Lineage: Eukaryota; Metazoa; Chordata; Actinopteri; Salmoniformes; Salmonidae
Source: the annotation of a GenBank genome assembly